Molecule: messenger RNA, 1980 nt
Organism: Bathycoccus prasinos
Lineage: Eukaryota; Viridiplantae; Chlorophyta; Mamiellophyceae; Mamiellales; Bathycoccaceae
Exons: 2
Coding region: 1-1980 (659 amino acids)
Biological process (GO): RNA methylation
Molecular function (GO): RNA binding; methyltransferase activity
Source: RefSeq, a predicted model, not a curated record
AUGUCGUCGUCGCAUCAACAUCAUCAUAAUAAUAAUCCAUCGCACUCAAACGUGCAUUUCGAAAGCUACUACCGGCAUCAACUCUUCUCGAACGACGAAAAAGCGUUCCAAUCGUUGCUUCGAACGUUAUCUAAACCGUUACCGUUAACGUUUCGAAUCACGAAAAAUGCGCACCACGAGUGCACCAUCAACGCGCUGAAAAGAAUCAUCGAAAGUGAACAACAACGGUUACACGUUCGAACGAUUUCGUUCUUAAACGACCCGCGGACGUUUCAAAUCGAUAACAUCGCAGUAAACAACGAUAACGGGGGUGGAAACGAAAAUGAUUUGAAAACAAAACAUCCAAAUGUGCAUCAGUUUUUAGUGCGCGCAAACGAAGGCGGCGAUUUGAGCCGGCAAGAACUCGUCUCGAUGAUUCCGGUGAAACUGUUAGACGUAAAACCGAGUCACUUAGUCCUGGACUCGUGCGCAUCUCCCGGUUCGAAAACGUCCCAAAUAUUAGAAGUUAUGCUGAGUAAGAACGCAUCCGGUGCGGUCGUCGCGAACGACGCUUCGUUACAGCGCGCGAAUUUACUCACGCAUCGAUGUUAUCGACUGGAAGCGGCGGCGAAGAAUUUAGUAGUCGUAAAUCACGACGCGCAAACGUUACCAUUAGAGUUGGAGAAUACGUUCGAUCGAAUCCUUUGCGACGUGCCUUGUUCGGGAGACGGGACGUUGCGUAAAAGUACGGAUUUAUGGAAGAAGUGGUCGAAUUCGAGCGGCGUAGAGUUACACUCGAUUCAAGUGAACGUCGCAACCAGGGCGUUGAGAUUGCUGAAAUACGACGACGGCGGGGGAAGGCUCGUCUAUAGCACGUGCUCUCUAAAUCCGUUGGAAAACGAAGCAGUCGUCGUGGAGUUGCUGCAGAGAAGCCGAGGCGCGAUCAAAUUAGUCGACUGCUCAAAAAUGCUGCCAGAUUUGAAACGAUUGCCUGGUUUGACGAAAUGGUCCGUCCAAGAUUUAAAAAACGGGAGAUGGUACGAUACGUACGAUUCGUAUCUUAAAGACAACAACAACAACAGAGCAGGCCAAAAAAGUAAAAUAAGAAAGAGCAUGUUCGCUAACACCAACAAUCACAAACACAAUCUGGACAGAUGUUUCCGCAUUCACCCGGAUUUGAAUGACACCGGCGGCUUCUUCGUCGCCGUCUUUGAAAAAAUGAAACCGUUACCGACGGAAAUGAUUGACAUCGACGCGAAAAAAGAACAAAAGUUAUCGAGGACGACGAACGCGAACACCAAAAAGUGGGCGAGUGCAAAGAUUGCGCCGGUAUUUUGCGUAAAAACAGACACAGAAUUCAAAGCAGUCAUUAAACGAAUAAAAGCAAAGUAUGGAUUUGAUGCGAGAAAGAAGGAAGAGAACGGAGGGGUGGAGAUAAUCACAAGAAACAAUACCGACGUUGUGCCGAAACGACUCUAUUGUCUCUCCAAAGGCGCGAAAUUGAUUCUCGAUAAGUGCAGCAGAAAUCAACAAGAACAACAAAAACUUCGAAUCCUCGCAUGUGGCUUGUGCUGCUUUGAGCGACAAGCGGUAAACAAAGGAUUAAAAAGUCAAUCCGACGAUACCGAUUGCGAGUUCCGCUUCACGCAAACGGGCUGUGAACUGUUCCAAGAUUCCAUCUCGAAGCAAGUCGUGCGCGUGUCGCCUAAAGAGUUGGAAAGCAUGUUAGCGAGACAACAACAAAAACUAUUGACAACAUCGAAGAACGCGCCGCUGUGUAUCGACGACAAAACGAAGAAAAAAGUCCUGAGCGAAUGCCAAAGAGGCUGCGUCAUUUUAGCGGUGCGAGCGAAGAGUUCAGGAUCUGGGAAUAAAAGGAAAUUAGUGGAGGAAGAAGUCGCGGCAGUUAGUCCGGUGACCAUCGCCUGUUGGUUUCCGCCGUCGAAAAAAAGUCGAUCAGAUGGUAUUAACGAUAUCGACGACGACGCGAAGUACGACUAG